Molecule: messenger RNA, 747 nt
Organism: Merops nubicus (carmine bee-eater)
Lineage: Eukaryota; Metazoa; Chordata; Aves; Coraciiformes; Meropidae
Product: spermatid-specific manchette-related protein 1-like
Exons: 6
Coding region: 1-747 (248 amino acids)
Cellular component (GO): manchette; perinuclear region of cytoplasm
Molecular function (GO): alpha-tubulin binding
Source: RefSeq, a predicted model, not a curated record
AUGUUCCGGCCCUCCAAAAAAUACAAGACCCCUGUCAGCACUUACACCGACUCCUACCGCCCACCAUGCGCUUCCAAAAAGGUCAUCGAAGACACGGAUUUAAAGCAGCUCUGGAAAGAAAACAAGUUUGUGACACAGGGGUUAACCAUGCCCCCGGUGGAGAAUCCGGCAGGACAAGUCCGCCCUGAGGCAAUUAUGGCGGCGAUACAGUCAUGCUACAGGAACACCAUUGACCCCACUGGCUACAGGCCCUGGAAGUACUGGCUGGCCAGGUCUGAAGAGAAGUACAACCCGGUUUUUGUCAAUGAGGACAAAUAUGUCACCUGGAGAACAGGCCCCUACAACAGUGCAGCCUGGAAUAAGCACUCCUCUUACCUCCCUCUCCUGCCCAAGGAUACAAGGACGGAGAACCUCCCACACAGUGCACUCAUGCUGGACCCCCCAAAACUCACCUGCCUCAAUCGAUUCGAGAGGGAGGUGGCUGCUGAGAUGCUGAACAGGCUGCCCGUGUACACCGUGAAGGAAAAGGGCCCUUUACAGGGCUACUACAGCCCCUGCUCUGGGCGCCACUACUGCCUGCGAGGGAUGGACUACUAUGUUGAUGGGACCUCGGCCAUCAGAAGGCACCCCCAUGAACUAGGAGAGAGGACUGAGUAUUCCAUACUGCAGUCACAGCCACAGAGUGAUGUUGUCUGCACCUACCCGUCACCUCCAACCAUUGUCCCUGUACUCCUCCACCUCCCCUAG